AUGCCUAGGCUUUGGGGAGACGACACCUACGAUGGCAUCACUGACCUGGUCACUCAGCCCUGGAAAGGCGCCCAAGAAGGGGGUGCCAGCGGCUUUGUCAAAGGAAUUGGCAAUGGAAUCCGGGGAUCUAUGGCCAAGCCGGGCGCAGCCCUUUUUGGCAUCCUGGGCCAUAUGGUGCAGGGGGUCAGCAAAGAGGUGCAGAAGUUGUUCGGCAGUGAUGUGCAGAGCUAUACCAUCGCGUCUAGGGCAGCUCAAGGGUAUGAGGAGUGGCUGCAGGGCUUCGAAGCAGAAAAGCAAGACGUCAUCGCUUGGUGGAAGCUGAUCCAGAAGGCUCUGAAAAAAAAGGAGAUCCCUAAAGAGAUAAACCAGCUGUAUGGAUGUAAUCUAGAUUACAAUUUCUAG
Messenger RNA from Aspergillus clavatus NRRL 1, 402 nucleotides. RefSeq lists its product as uncharacterized. Bases 1 to 402 code for a protein of 133 amino acids. The transcript is spliced from 2 exons. The record is from RefSeq and is a predicted model, not a curated record. NCBI's taxonomy places the organism in Eukaryota, Fungi, Ascomycota, Eurotiomycetes, Eurotiales, Aspergillaceae.